AUGUUAAAGGCUGGUGGAAAUAUAACAGCAAAACGACUGCAGAAGCUGUUGAAUCAUAUAUGGAAACAAAAUAAGAGCCCAAAACAAUUUAAACGUGGUAUUAUUGUAAAGUUGCCAAAGAAAGGUAAUUUACGUGAUCCAAAUAAUUGGAGAGCAUUUGAUUCAGUACAUCAGGAACCAUUAUGGGAAAUUCUAAAGUCUUACGGUAUACCAACAAAAAUCAUAGAAAUCAUCAAAAGCUUAUAUGAAGAUGCUGAGUCGUGUGUGAAAGUAAAUGAAGAAGAGAACACUGCAUGGUUUAAGAUCAAGACGAAAGUUAGACAAAGAUGUAUUCUCUCGCCUUUACUGUUUAUUAUUACGAUUGAUUGGAUACUUCAAAAAGCUCUGAAAGAUCAAAAGUUAGGAAUUAAAUUGAAUUAUAAACAGGAAAUAGAAGAUUUGGAUUUUGCAGACGAUAUCGUACUUAUAGCUGAUAAUACACGGAAAAUGCAAGAAAAAACAGAUCGUAUAGACACUCGUACUAAAUCAAUAGGGCUAAAAAUAAAUGCAAAGAAAACAAAUAUUAUGGUGGUAAAUGAAAACAAGUUUGGAGAUGGUGUAGAGAUUAUGGUUAAUAACAAUAAAUUGGCAAAGGCGCAGGAGUUUAUGUAUUUGGGCAGCAAAAUAUCUCAAAGAGGUGACAUCAUGAUAGAGAUAAACAACAGAAUAGCUAAAGCAGUAUAUGCACUGAAAGUACUAAACAAAGUAUGGCAAAAUAAAGGUAUUCCAUUGAAAACAAAGAUGCAGCUGUACAGAGCAAAUGUAAUAGCAGUGCUCAUAUAUAGUAGUGAAACGUGGCAGCUAACCAAACAACAAGAAGAAAAAAUAAAUUCUUUUAAUUACAUAUGUUUGAGGAAAAUUUUAAAAAUCAACUAGACGCACAAGGUAUCAAAUGCAGAAAUAAGAGAAAGAGUUAAGUUACCAGCCGUUGUGCAAACUAUGAAAAAGCAACGACUACGUUGGUUCGGGCAUCUAAUAAGAAUGGACAGGGAUAGGCUCGCU
Didymodactylos carnosus is the source of this 1041-nucleotide messenger RNA. The record is from the annotation of a GenBank genome assembly. NCBI's taxonomy places the organism in Eukaryota, Metazoa, Rotifera, Eurotatoria, Philodinida, Philodinidae.